UCUCUUUUUUUUUUUUUAAUCAAAAAAAUUAUUCCAGAAAAAUGAAACUCAGUUUACUUCUCGCAUCACUUUCAGCUAUGCUAUACACUUCCAUGGCAUUCAGUGACGACAAUAGUGUAGGUCUCUCGAAAAGAGAUUCACGAAUUCCUUACUCCAACUUGCCUUCAACAACAUGUUCCACACCUUCCACCUGUAGCAGCCUUAGUGGCACUGUCAGUUGCCGUUGUAGCGACCUUAUGACAACCUGUAUCAACAGUGCAGGUCAAUACUGUUGGGGUUCUACUACCUUGACAUCCACUUCAUGUCCUAGUGUUCCUGAUUCAUGCAAAUCAACCUUGACAACCACUGCUACAUGUCUCUGUAACUCGAGCAAUGUUCUCUGUGUUGAUCAGUCCAAUAAUUAUUGCUAUGGUACUAUUAGUGGAAGCAGUGUUGCUCUUGCUACUGUUCCUUAUGCUCAAUCUUCUGGUCAGGCCUAUAGUUAUAGUGGUAGUGUUUCUGCUAGCGCUUCUGCUAGUGCUUCUGUUAGUGCCUCUGCUAGUGUCAGUGCUAAUGUUAGUGCUAGUGCUAGUGUCGUAUCUUCUGCUGCUGUUACUGCCGCUGCUCCUAGUACACCUGCCACCAUGUCUAUUGUCGGUGCACCUUCUAACGCAGCCACGACCUCUUCUACACCCAGUGCUACUUCAGGAUCAAACAAACUCACUGCAUCUUCUUUAUUUGCUGGUCUUGCUGUAGUUGCAUACAUGGCUAUUCAUUAAGGAGAAUCACUCCUAUUUCAUUAUUUUGAUUUAUUUAUAUAUCAGCAUAUCAUAUAGACUAUUCAAUGAACAAUAAAAUCUAUGUUCUAUUAUCAGCAUGCAAA
Gilbertella persicaria is the source of this 862-nucleotide messenger RNA. RefSeq lists its product as uncharacterized. The transcript has a single exon. NCBI's taxonomy places the organism in Eukaryota, Fungi, Mucoromycota, Mucoromycetes, Mucorales, Choanephoraceae. The record is from RefSeq and is a predicted model, not a curated record. Bases 42 to 758 code for a protein of 238 amino acids.